UCGGUUGCCAUGGAACUAUAAAACAAUGUCAAGUAUGUUAGAUAACACGGCGCAAAAACCUACAUAGCUUUUGGAAAAUAGCUUAAUGUUAUUUAACGGUAGAAACGUCCCAGGUAUGUUGGAAGGAUAAGCUUUGUGCAGCAUGGCUUAUGCACAGCAUCCCAAAAAGACGGGACUGCCCAGGGAGGUCGUGAAGUGGCUGCAAAACCUCGACUUGUCGUUUUAUCCAAAGAAUGUGCGCAGGGAUUUUUCCAACGGUUAUCUUGUGGCAGAGAUGUUUUCUCGGUACCACCCUGAAGACUUUCCAAUGCACUCAUAUGAUAAAGGAUCCUCACUCUCUGCCAAGCAGUGGAACUGGAGCCAGAUAGAGAGGUUUUUGCAGAGGAAGAAACUGCAUGUGAUGAAGGAGGCCAUUUAUGGAACCAUCCACUGUAAACCAGGAGCAGCUGAACUGGUGGUGCAGGAGAUUUAUACCAUUUUAACAAAGCAAAGCAUUAAGGGUUUUCAGGGCCCAAAGACAGACUUCACUGACCAGGAGUACCAGGAGCAGCUGCCCAUGGUGGCACGCUCCACAGCCUCCAAGGCCAUCAAGAACAACCUGAGGAUAACUGAGAUCAUGGCCGAGCCCAACAUCAGCACUAACCAGACGAAGGCAGAGGCCAUCAUCCGCAGGCACCUGGAGCUGAAGGCUGCAGAGAGGGCUUACAACCCUGGACAUUUUAAGGGGAAGUCCACCAUGGCUCAGCUGGCUGCCACAUCACUCCUUUCAUCGUACCAGGGAGACCAGUGCUCUGGAAGCUCUGCAUCUGUAGGCACCUCAUCAAAGUCACCACCCUCAUCUCUGCAGAGUGGACCUAUCGUUUCCUUUAAGGAGAUCAAGGUACACCAGCCUUUCAGACGCUCUCUGGUUGACUAUUAAAGGGACUGAAGGAACCUGUCCUUCUCUAUGGUGUGUGUUCACUUUAUGUGUCCCUUUUCUUUGACCCUGUUUAUACUUGCUUUUAAAAUGCAUUUUGGGUGAUCGGAUUACAAGUGGACAAUACCAAACACAAGUGUAAACGACUACAAAGAUGCAUUGUGAUCACUUACACCACUUGCUGAGGGAGUCUGGGGUGCAUUUAACCACCUAUCAUUUGUGGCGUGAAUGAAAAUGCAUCCUGAUGAGUCCCCAACAAGGAUGUUGUGAGGGAAGUGAUGUUGGUGGAAUCCAAACACAAGUGAAACUAAGACACUUUGGAGAUCACAUUAAAACACAUUAA
Molecule: messenger RNA, 1259 nt
Organism: Myripristis murdjan (pinecone soldierfish)
Lineage: Eukaryota; Metazoa; Chordata; Actinopteri; Holocentriformes; Holocentridae
Gene: spata4
Product: spermatogenesis associated 4
Exons: 6
Coding region: 143-919 (258 amino acids)
Biological process (GO): regulation of cytoskeleton organization
Cellular component (GO): axoneme
Molecular function (GO): microtubule binding
Source: RefSeq, a predicted model, not a curated record